This is a messenger RNA of Gryllus bimaculatus (two-spotted cricket), 5180 nucleotides long. The record is from the annotation of a GenBank genome assembly. NCBI's taxonomy places the organism in Eukaryota, Metazoa, Arthropoda, Insecta, Orthoptera, Gryllidae.
AUGCCUCCUGCGACACCUCUAGAGAUCUCAAGGGAAACUAAUAUGGAUUUGGAAGGCGAGUUAGAGCCAUACAGAAAUGCAGAAGCUUAUAGAAAUUUGCAGCCGGCUACUCUUCCAAACCACGUUGAACAACAUCUAGAUUUUUUGGAUAUUAAUGACGAAGGUUUUUUGCUGUUGGGGUCCAGCAAUUUAACAGGGCGUUAUUGGACAGGUUCUCUGUGGUAUUUUAUUGAACCUGAAGCAGCACCCAAUGUGGAAAAGUGUCUCACAGGCACAGAUUGUGAGAGUGGAGUUUGCAAUGGCAAAUUUUUAAAUGAUCAACAGAAGGUCAUUAUUGGAGAAGAUUCUGGUAAUAUUCAGAUUCUUGCUUUGUCAGAAGUGGCUGAAGAACAUACUUUCCAUUUUUCCUUGUCUGCAUGUGCUUGUGAUCAUGAUGAUUAUGUAUGUUCAAUUGGUGUAUUUAAAGGAAAAUCACAAGCAGUGUCAGGGGGAGCUGAUUGUGUAAUUAAGGUAUGGGAUGUAGAAUCUUUAGUGGCAGAACACACUUAUCGACCAGCACACAGCAAUCAAGUGACAUCUGUUGCUACUCAGCCUACAGAUGGUUCUGAGGUAUUUGCUUCAUGUUCCCUUGAUGGCAAGAGUCUCUUGUGGGACUCACGUAAUCCAAAGCCAGCCUCAGAACUGUUGAAAGGUACAGCAAUGACUGCAGUGGAGUGGCAGCAUUCUACCUCACAUGUUGUGGGUAUUGGAGGAAUAAAUGGAGAAGUCAGCUUUGUAGAUAUUCGUCAGCCAAAGCAGAAAAUUAGCAAAAUAACUUGUUUUCCAAGAUCUGUGCAUGGAUUGUGUUUUGAUAGGGGCAGUUUGAACAAACUUGCUGUUUGUGGAGAUCUGGAAGUUGUGAAAGUGAUUGACUGUAUGGAUGUUGCCAAUCCUGUAGUUUGUUAUGAAGAUGGGAGACAUAAUGAUUUUGUGCGAGGUCUUUCUUGGCAUCCGUCUUCCAAUAUGCUGUUCUCCUGUGGUUGGGAUAAACAGGUGUUGACCCAUGCUCCAUUACAAGUUCCAGAAGAAGGGUGUGUUAGCAACAUGGGAGACUGUCCUGUGGCUUCUUCCCCAGCUCAAAAUAUGGAUAUUAAUGGCAGCUGAAUCGAUGAGACUGUACUUUCGUUUUUGAAACUACGUGGUUAUUGCACAAAGCACCUUCACAAAUUCAUCUUUACACCUUCAAAUGAUAUGUUAGGGAGGUUUAGAUUGAAUGAGGUGAUGUGAUCAGGUCAUAUGUGCAUACAAAAUGUGCAUUUCAUUGCUAGUUUAUGUGAUAUUUACUAGCAUAUAUAUCAUUCUUACUUCAGUCUGUGAUUAUUAAUACAUUUGUUCUAUAAAUGUAGAAUAGUUCUUGUUUGUAAUAAAUCCUUUUUAGUCAACUGGUCAUAUUUUAGUGACAUACUAAUGAGCCCCUAUGAUCAAAACUCAUUUCAAGCCAUGAUGAAACCUAUUGAAAAAAUACUAUUAGAACUUGAACUCGCUUGUUCACAAUCUUCUCUACAUGGAUUGUACAUUUCAUGAACCUUUAAGAAUAUUGCGGUAACUUGCUAUUAUCUCAGUUGUGAAGAAUUGCAUAUGGGAAAGGGAUCCUGGAGAAUCAUUAUAAGCUCUGUUUGUCUUUGAAAAAUGCUUUCAGAGAAAUAUUUGUAAAUAAUGCAAAGUGUAUAAGGAGACAUUUAAGUAAAAUAUUUAGUGGAAAAUUUGGUGAUGAUACAAACAAAUUAUAGAGAUAACAAAAGUGUACAAAACUUCAUCGUAAGGAGAAAACCAGUCGAUAUAUGUCUUGACAUUGAAAUUAUAUAUGGGCCCCAUUUAAAGAAUUUUAAUUUCAAAAAUUCAGAAAAAAUAUAUCUUGAAUUCUUGUUUUUAUUUUUUAUUACAGUUUCUUUUGGGUACUAACUCUAUAGAAUAAAGAAGAAGAAAAAAAAAAGAGUGAAAGUAUCUGAUGAAAAAUUUAUUAGAUGAAUCAAUUCAUUAACUUUACCAAAACUAUUUUGUUCGUAAACAUUGUUGUAAGGUGUUAAUGUUUUUUCUUAAUAAGAAUUAAAAAGUAAUGAAAAUAGCGAGUACACUUUAUUGAGUAAAUAUUUGGGGUAAAAUAGUUAUAUCUUUUGUAAAAACUUCCAUUUCUUUUACGUAUUAGGGAUGUACUCUUAACAGCUUAACUGUUAUUUUUUCACAGUUAUUUCGUUUAUCCUGUUAUUAGCGGUUGAAAUUCAUAACGUUGCAAUCUAUUGAGCUAAAUACGAACUAAUACAAGCUUUCGCGGCAACCAUUUUCUACGAGAACAAUUUCAUUGCAGCUAAUAAACAGUGAUAAGGAAGUGUUCAAAUUAUAGAUUCAUUAAUAAAUAAUUCAUCAUUAUUACAUGUCAAGUGUCACAAUAUUUUUAUUGUUUACUACACUGUCUAUCAUUUAAAAAUAAAUCUGUCUUAACUUCUUUUUGUCUCAUUGCUGCUUAUGUGAGAUCCACAAAUAUUUCUAUGUCUGAUAAAAUAAAAUGAGUUACGGUUAAAUAACGCACAUUAUAAUAUUUGAUAUUUAACUUAUUAAUUAAUAAGUAAAAUAGUAAUAAUUAAAAUUAAUUAUUACUAUUUUAGCUGUAUGUAAGCAAAAACAGUUUCUCCUCAUUAUUUUUGGCACUCAUCACUUCACUGUGCAUGUGUUGCAUAUUCAAAAGGAUAUUUGCAAUCUAUAGCCGAAUCACUGUUAUUUUAGUAAUAGUCUAUACAACUUUGCUACUCAUCAUAUCAAUUACUAUAACUCCUUCAUCAGGCUAUCCAAGCUCAUUCAUAUCAGCUGUUUCUGUGUCCAAACAUGUUUGGGGAAUAGUGCAAGUGCCAUGGGGUAGCUUCACAAGCUUUACAGUGCUACCAACAUUAUGUGUUUUGCCUGGUUUAACUCUUAGCAGUCGCCACAAUUUAUUUAAUCCUCAGCAGUCGGCCAUGUUAGGUUCCUGGUCAUGGACCUGUAAUUUUUGAACUGUUAUUACGAUAAGAGUCGACUGUUAUUUGCAAUAACAGGUUUCUGUAUGGAGAGCAUAUGCAGAAAUUAAAGAAAAGAGAAACGAGAAAAGAAAUUGUUGUAAAACUUUACUACAGUCAAAAUUGAAUCAUGGCAAAUACAAUGCUCUUUUUUUGUCAGUUUUCACUAGUGUCUACAAACACACAAAUGAGGGCGACAGGGCAGCGGAUGGGUUCCAAAUUUGGCAAUCAAAAUACAGGGGUUGCCGAGUUGCUGGGUUAAGAUACCACCAAAAGGGCUAUUGUAGAACAUUACAAAAAUAGCAUCUCUCCUGUAACUUUUGGUGACAUCUCAAUAGUGAUAAUAGCAAAUGUAUGAGCCAGCAUCUUUUGUCUUUGAAAUGUGUGAUAGAUCUCUUGAGAUAAGGAAUAUACAAAUAUAUACAUACAGUUUUUCAAAUACAGUAAAAAAUAAGACAGGUUAAAAAAAGAGACCUUAUAAUUGAAAUGUGAAAAACAAGUAUACUGAAACAAAGAGUAUCACAAUUGUGUAGAAAGGUAACCUUCAAACUAAACUUCAUUGCUAACAAACCCUUGAACAGAGAAUCAGCCAGCUCACAGCAAGUACUGGUCACAGAGAGAAUGGGGGAACAGUCCUUUGCAAUGUUGCAAGCUUGCACAGUGAUGCUUGCAGAAGUGCUGUUAGUGAGAUUUGCUUGGCUGUCUUUUUAAGAUCAUUUGGAAUGGUUUGGUUCAACUGGCAAUGGGGUAAGGUAUCACAGCGGAGCACAUAGCUCACAUCCUGACCCCAUGCACAGUCAAUGGAAAGAUUCAGAUCACGCAAAGAAACACAAACGGAAAGUUCACUGUAAUGCACGCUGAGAACAGACACAGCUGAUGAUGCAGGGUAGAAAAAACGUGAUAUGAAGAUUGGUAAUGUAGGCGAUAUAAAUACACAUGACAGAAUGAACUGAAUGUGAAACAGGUAAAAAAAAGGUAAAGUAGACAAUUAAUCUUUGCAAAAGUUAUUUUUAAGAAAACCAGCAAUAUGAACACAAUGGUCUUUUGGUAAUUCUACUGAUAAAUUUAAAUAAAAAUUAGAUAAGGUAGUAAAAAUUUACUUAUGUUAAUUUUGAUCAUUCUUUCAUGCAUAUCUGAUAAUCCAUUGGAAACGUGAAGUUGGUUGUAUUUGUUAUUAUGGAAUACAGGAAGGAGAUCUGGAAUUGAAAGAGCCACAUUCUUGUUGGCUCAACUCUGUGAGUGGAGCUCUGGGCGAGCAGCUGUUGUCAGAUUUCCCCGCAAAAAUCCCCUGGAUUCUCAUAGGAAUUAUCUUUUGAGAUUUGUGGUGUAGAUGCAAGUUAGAUGUAUGUAUGAAGUGUAGGUUACUGAAUUGCUUUUGAAGUAGAUCCUAAGAUGUUUUAAUAGCAAAAGUAAAUUAUUAGUGUGAAGUGAUUGAGAUGAUGGGUGGAUGAUGACGAUACUUACAAUGAAGAAUCCAGGUCAAAAACUAAAGAAACUUGAUGCAAAUGAAACUAGAGUACUGAUACAACCAGUCAAAACAGUGGAAACAAUGGGAUAAUUAGUGAGACAUGCCUUUGUAAUUAUUCCCAGCUGAACAUGUAAGCACUUGACAAUCUGUGUACAUUUGUCCCUUUCUGCCAUUUUUAAGAACUACAGUGAGAUGAUGCUAUCUAUCUUAAUAAUUAACAAACGUUUGCUGCUGGCAGUAUAAUAAUUUAUACAAUGAUACAUUGCCAAGGAUGAUAACACAACAAUAAAUGGACAGUGGAAAACUGUUGAGAGGGGCUGGGUAGUAUAUCAGGCAUACUAGAGUUUGGCAGAUUUAAGAACACGAAAUCAGCCAAUGGCAUAUACACUAGCACUUCUCAACAGCAAUAGGGAGCCACACUACCUCUGCAACAUUGGAACUACCAUACACAUGUACACUAUAUACAGCAACAGAGGACAAGAACAGAACCAGUGGGCUUUGUAGGUAACAACAACUGCUCGAGCAACAUCCACUGAACAGCAAAUAGUUGGCAAUAGAAGAGAACACCAAAUACAAGGCAUGUACAAUUACAGGUCAAAUGCUUCUAUGAAUAGUCCUUGUCUGUCAACAAAAAAUGAAUUCCCAGAAUAAUGAUUGGAUGAUACAGGAUAUCGGCUGGAUGUUUC